AUGCCAAAGAGGCCAGGACGCGAUGCGCCUCCGCACGUCACUGUCACAUCUCAACUUCUUACAACACAGAAGAGCCUUCUUGACACGCUGUCUUCCUUCCUGAGGGUGCUCACUCACCACUUGCUGUACCUCCGAAAGAUUUACCCGCCUGUGUCGUUCGUAACGACUAGAGCAUACAACUUCCCUGUUAAACAGAACCGUCAUCCCGAGGUGUGCUCUUGGAUCAAUGCUGCGGUAAAGGCGGUCAAGGACGAGUUCUACAAGACAGCAGUGGAGAAAGUAGCCAUAUGCAUUUUUGAGUGCGAUAGUGAUCGAGUCGUGGAGCGGUGGACCAUCGAUUUCCCAAACUUCCCAGCCGUCGCCUUUCGAGAUCGCUUUGUCCCUUUCGCCAGCUCCGACGAUGUCGAGCUGAAGAAGAAGCUCAACGUUACAGAUAUUGAGGCAAGCUUCCGCGCUGUGCUACUGAAGCUGGACCAAGUUUCACAGAAAAUGGCACCUCUACCAGAUGGGGACUGGGCACCUGACUAUAGCUUUACGAUGACGAUUGAAAUCAAAGACGGAGCUGAUGCACCAGUUGGCGUCCUUGGAUUGAAGGAACGCAAAUGGAUUGUGGCAGAACCCGAAUUUGCACCAACGCAAUUCCUUAAUGACUCGAAUGAGUCUGAUACUCGCAGUGAGCAGCCUCGUGGCGGUACCAUUCCUGUGCGCAGGUUAGAGGCUGGAGAACUAAGAAUGGAGUUGUGGUGUGAAGAAGCGGAGCUCAAAUUCAAGCUGCCGACCACUUAUCAAACAAUCCUUGAAAAAGCUGGCAAUCUGUCUUAUGGUGCAGGUCACGAGAAAUUCAAUACCGGUGUUAAGCACCCCGCAGAUGAUGAGGAAGUUCAAGGCGACGAGAAACCUCCGAGUAAUGAUAAGUUCGACUCUUUCUACGACCAAUUGAUGCGGGGAGAGCUUAAUAACGGAUGGCUCGAGCAGCCUGAUAUCAAUAGGAAACCACAAGGUAACACUUAG
Molecule: messenger RNA, 1011 nt
Organism: Lithohypha guttulata
Lineage: Eukaryota; Fungi; Ascomycota; Eurotiomycetes; Chaetothyriales; Trichomeriaceae
Exons: 1
Coding region: 1-1011 (336 amino acids)
Cellular component (GO): zeta DNA polymerase complex
Source: RefSeq, a predicted model, not a curated record